Messenger RNA from Euleptes europaea (tarantolino), 1283 nucleotides. RefSeq names its product G protein-coupled receptor 19 (gene GPR19). Bases 16 to 1266 code for a protein of 416 amino acids. The transcript has a single exon. Gene Ontology annotation, molecular function: G protein-coupled receptor activity. The record is from RefSeq and is a predicted model, not a curated record. Gene Ontology annotation, biological process: G protein-coupled receptor signaling pathway. Gene Ontology annotation, cellular component: plasma membrane. NCBI's taxonomy places the organism in Eukaryota, Metazoa, Chordata, Lepidosauria, Squamata, Sphaerodactylidae.
ACACAACGAGUGAAUAUGUUGCUUGCCUGCGACAUGGAAAACCCCGGCGCUGCUUUUCUCAUCCCGACACCAGGGCUGCUGCAGCAGGACUACCAGAAAGUGGAGACCUCUAGCCCUCUGGCACACCACGAGACAACAACUCGUUUACCUAAGGCGCACGAGCUUGAGAAAAACGAGACCGCCUUGCAGUAUGAGCUGGUGCCAGGGGAAAUCAUAGCAGCCAGUCUGCUUUUUGGAGCUUUGUGGCUGCUUUCCAUCUUUGGAAACUCCCUCGUUUGCCUGGUGAUCCACAGGAGCCGAAGGACCCAGUCUACCACGAACUACUUUGUGGUCUCCAUGGCCUGCGCGGACUUACUCCUCAGCGUGGGGAGCACCCCACUGGUGCUUCUGCAGUUAGCCUCUGGCAGAUGGACCCUCGGGAGCAUGAUGUGCAAGCUAGUCAGGUAUCUCCAGUACCUCACCCCUGGUGUCCAGAUCUACGUACUGCUCUCCAUUUGCGUGGACAGAUUCUACACCAUCGUCUACCCUCUCAGCUUCAAGGUGUCUCGGGAAAAAGCCAAGAAAAUGAUUGCAGUCUCUUGGCUCUUUGAUGCCGCACUGGUGUCUCCGGUGUUCUUCUUUUAUGGGUCAGGACGGGAUAACAGUUGCAACUUCUUCCCCCCGCAUUCAUGGGAUGGGGCUGUUUACAGCAUCAUCCAUUUUUUACUGGCUUUCCUGAUCCCAUCUGUCUUCAUCAUUCUCUUCUACCAAAAAGUCAUCAAGUACAUUUGGAGGAUAGGCACAGACGGCAGGACGGUCCGGAGGACAAUGAACAUUGUUCCGAGGACUAAAGUGAAAACCGUUAAGAUGUUCCUCUUGUUAAAUUUGCUUUUUCUGCUCUCGUGGCUCCCUUUUUACGUGGCUCAACUUUGGCACCCGUAUGAGACAGAUUACAGGAAGAGCUCUUUGGUUUUUAUGUCGGUCACUUGGAUUUCCUUUAGCUCCUCAGCCUCAAAACCUACCUUGUACUCUGUGUACAACGCAAACUUCAGGAGGGGCAUGAAGGAGACCUUCUGCAUGUCCUCCAUGAAAUGCUACCGCAGCAAUGCCUACACCAUCACCACCAGCUCAAGGAUGGCCAAAAGAAAUUACGUGGGGAUCUCAGAAAUCCCCGCCCCAGUCAAAACGAUUUCUAAAGACUCAGUAUAUGAUUCCUUUGACAGAGAAGCUAAAGAGAAGAAACUUGCCUGGCCCAUUAAUUCAAACCCACCCAAUACAUUUGUCUAAUUCGUUGGGGUCUUUUC